Messenger RNA from Lemur catta (Ring-tailed lemur), 1226 nucleotides. It is a transcript of the gene PIR, whose product is annotated as pirin. The transcript has 10 exons. Gene Ontology annotation, biological process: monocyte differentiation. Gene Ontology annotation, cellular component: nucleus. The record is from RefSeq and is a predicted model, not a curated record. Bases 155 to 1027 code for a protein of 290 amino acids. NCBI's taxonomy places the organism in Eukaryota, Metazoa, Chordata, Mammalia, Primates, Lemuridae. Gene Ontology annotation, molecular function: quercetin 2,3-dioxygenase activity.
CACGGUGAGGCGACUGGCCCGGCGCCCUGCAAACCUGCCCGCCCUGCGCUCACCCGCUUGGGCCGGCUCCCGCGUGCCCCGCCAGCCGCCACAGACGCUCUGGGCGCCGCCACCGACGCCUCAGCAUCACAACAUUCUGUUUUUAGACUUCGACAUGGGGCCCUCCAAGAAGGUUACUCUCUCCGUGCUCAGCCGGGAGCAGUCGGAAGGGGUUGGCGCGAGGGUCCGCAGAAGCAUUGGCAGACCUGAGUUAAAAAAUCUGGAUCCGUUUUUACUGUUUGAUGAAUUUAAAGGAGGUAGACCAGGCGGAUUUCCUGAUCACCCACAUCGAGGUUUUGAAACAGUAUCUUACCUCCUGGAAGGGGGCAGCAUGGCGCAUGAAGACUUCUGUGGACACGUUGGUAAAAUGAACCCAGGAGACCUGCAGUGGAUGACUGCAGGCCGGGGCAUCCUGCACGCUGAAAUGCCUUGCUCAGAGGAACCAGCCCAUGGCCUACAACUGUGGGUUAAUUUGAGGAGCUCAGAGAAGAUGGUGGAACCUCAGUACCAGGAACUGAAAAAUGAAGAGAUCCCUAAACCCAGUAAAGAUGGUGUGACAAUUGCUGUCAUUUCUGGAGAAGCCAUGGGAAUAAAGUCCAAGGUUUACACUCGCACACCAACCUUAUAUUUGGACUUCAAAUUGGAUCCAGGAGCAAAACAUUCCCAGCCUAUUCCUAAAGGGUGGACAAGCUUCAUUUAUACCAUAUCCGGAGAUGUUUAUAUUGGGCCUGAUGAUGCACAACAGAAAAUAGAACCUCAUCACACAGCAGUGCUCGGGGAAGGUGACAGUGUUCAGGUGGAGAACAAGGAUCCCAAGAGAAGCCAUUUUGUCUUAAUUGCUGGGGAGCCAUUAAGAGAACCAGUUGUCCAACAUGGUCCAUUUGUGAUGAACACCAAUGAAGAGAUUUCUCAGGCCAUUCUUGAUUUCAGAAAUGCAAAAAAUGGGUUUGAAAGAGCCAAAACCUGGAAAUCAAAGAUUGGAAACUAAUGAAGAGCACAAGAGCAGAUCUCCACGCUUCCUAGAAUUUUGCCAUUUGUGGCAUCCAACCAUUUGAGGCAUUCAGUUUCCAAAGCUGACUUAGCCUGGUGCUUCUAAAGAAUUCCACACUAACAGUGAUAACAUGGUUUUUAUAACAAUGCACGUAAGAUAUUUCUGGCACAUGCAAAUAAACCUAAUCAUUGCUUCU